AAUUUAUACUCACCUGGACAGCACCUCCUCGGGCGUUACUGGCCAACACCCUCCCAAGAACAAGCGUCCAAAGGAGCCCGGAGAGAAUAGAAUCAAGCCCGCCAACAAAAAGGUGAAGCCCAAGAUUCCUAAAGCAAAGGACAGGGACUCGGCCGACUCGCCGCCCAAGAGUCAGUCUAUAAUGAUGCAGAUGACCGAUGCAGGUCGCUUCCAGAAACCCGCCGCCACCCUGAGUCUGGCGGCUGGGCAGACCCUCGAGCUUCGAUGUAAAGGGAAUAAAAUUGGAUGGAGCUACCCCGCGUACCUGGACACCUUCAAGGACUCCCGCCUCAGCGUGAAGCAGAACGAGCGCUACAGCCAGCUGACCCUGGUCAACUCCACUGCGGCCGACACUGGCGAGUUCAGCUGCUGGGGGCAGCUCUGCACCGGCUACAUCUGCAGGAAGGACGAGACCAGAGCGGGCUCCACCUACAUCUUCUUCAUAGAGAAAGGAGAACUGUUUGUGCCUUCUCCCAGUUACUUUGAUGUUGUCUACUUGAACCCGGACAGACAGGCUGUGGUUCCUUGUCGAGUGACUGUCCUGUCCGCCAAAGUCACCCUCCACAGGGAGUUCCCGGCCAAGGAAAUCCCGGCCAAUGGAACAGACAUUGUUUACGACGUGAAGAGAGGCUUUGUGUACCUGCAGCCCCACUCUGACCACCAGGGCGUGGUCUACUGCAAGGCCGAGGCGGGGGGCAAGUCGCAGAUCUCCGUCAAGUACCAGCUCCUCUACGCCGAAGUUCCCAGCGGCCCUCCGUCCACAACCAUCUUGGCGUCCUCAAACCGAGUAAAAAGCGGGGAUGGCAUCAGUGUGCUCUGCACUGUCCUAGGGGAGCCCGACGUGGAGGUGGAGUUCAGGUGGAUCUACCCCGGGCAGAAGGAUGAAAGGCCCGUGACCAUUCAGGACACUUGGCGGCUGGUGCAGAGAGGGCUGGGGCACACCACGAGGAUCUCGCAGAGCGUCCUGACGGUGGGAGACUUUGAGACCGUCGAUGCCGGGUAUUACAUUUGCACGGCCCAGAACCUCCGAGGGCAGACCACAGUAGCUACCACUGUUGAGUUUUCCUGACUUGGAAAGCGAAGUGGGAUGAACUGACGGGAGCCCGUUUGUGCCCACAACCGGCGCGGGCGCUUCUGGCCGGUGCCCUGCCAGAGGCCGGGUCGAGCGCCAAACCCCGGCAUCCAGACGAACAGGCAGGCACCCGGUCUAGUGAUAGAAGUGUUAACCCCCCUGACAGAAAGCAUGUCUCUUGAUUGCUUACCGACGUAUAUGCGUUUCUAGUUUUUACACUCAGAAAGCAUAUAUGUAAACAACUUUAUAUAAUCAUUAUUAAAUGAGCAAGUUUUUGUAAAAAAAA
Miniopterus natalensis is the source of this 1397-nucleotide messenger RNA. NCBI's taxonomy places the organism in Eukaryota, Metazoa, Chordata, Mammalia, Chiroptera, Miniopteridae. The record is from RefSeq and is a predicted model, not a curated record.